Molecule: messenger RNA, 1839 nt
Organism: Owenia fusiformis
Lineage: Eukaryota; Metazoa; Annelida; Polychaeta; Sabellida; Oweniidae
Source: the annotation of a GenBank genome assembly
AGGAUAUAUACACACCACAAAGACACAUGCAACUCAACGAGUGCUUCGAUAUUUUGACAAUGUUGUUAAGAAAAAUGUCUUUCUUGUGGGGUAUGAUAAUCCGGAAGAAUGCGACGAUGAUCCUCUUUGCCUUAUAAACAUGAAGAGACCUCCCAAGGUCAAAAAAAUGAGGCAAAAACGCUUCAAAAAACAGAACAGGAAUUAGUGACAAUUGUUUGUAAAACUAUGAACAGAUUGGACCUUGUCAAGCGAAUGAUUGAGUCAGUCUGGAAUUACUACCCAAAGACUCAAGUUAUCGUUGUUGACGAUUAUUAUAAAGAUUAUUUAGCUGACGUUCUAUGGCAGGAAUUUUUAACCAAUCACAGUAUUGUGGAUUACGUUCAGCUUGGUGAGAAUGCUGGUAUAAGUCAUGGUCGAGAGAUUGGUGUUAGUUUAGUGACAACAAAGUACUUCAUGCAAAUUGAUGACGAUUUUGUCUUCACUGAUAAUACAAAUUUAACCAAGUUAAUCGAUGUAUUAGAGACUACAGAUCUAAGCAUUGUGACUGGUGACUACAAAAAUAUGAUGUUUACAGGGAUACUAAAAGUACAUCAAAAUAUCGCACAGAAGAAAGGCAAACAGACAAUGCUGUAUCAUUUCCCAGAAACAGCCCAUGGUCUUAUACCUGGGUUUAAAAACUGCUAUAGUGUUGAUCUUGGGCCUAAUAUAUACCUGGCUAACACAGAGCAUAUACGAUACAUCAAACCAUGGGAUCGUGAACUUAAAGCACAAGAACAUACUGAUUUCUUUCUCGUAGUCCUAAUAGCGGGACUUAAAGUAGGAGCGUGCACUGAUGUUCCCCUCAAGGAGUAUGGAGUGCCGGACAGACUCAAAACUCGGGCAAAGUAUCCAAAAAAGGGUGUUUACAUUAUGAACUAUUUAAGAAAAUGGAAAAUUACUGAAUGGUUCAAACAAUGUAGUCCCAAACAGUAUUAUUCUAAAGAAAUGGACAAUGGAAAAUGCAAAUGGAAUAGCACAUAUCAAUUCUUUGAUGGAGAUCCAAACAUACUUCAUAAUAUACUUAUUGACAGAAAUUAAUAAAAUAUAACAUGUAAUUAUCAAAUUUUGAACAUAAAGUCAGCAUCAUUGAUAAUUUAAAUAGAGAUGAAUAUUCUAUCCAGUUUGACUUAAUAGAAAAUGCCUAGUCUUUUGUGUCACAUAUCACCAGUUUGACAUAAAAAAAUGGAAUAAUGUGACCAGUGUGAUAUAACAGAGUGAGAUAAAUGUGGCCAAUGUGACAUUUACAGAGUGGAAUAAAUGUGGCCAGUGUGACAUUAACAGAGUGGAGUAAUUGUGACCAGUGUGACAUUAACAGAGUGGAAUAAUUGUGACCAGUGUGACAUUAACAGAGUGGAACAAUUGUGACCAGUGUGACAUUAAUGAUAAAUAUAACCAGUGUAAAAUCAACAGAGUAGAAUACAUGUGACAAGUGUGACAUAACAGAGUGGAAUAAAUGAGCCAGUGUAACAUUUUUAAGAAAAUGUGACCAGUGUGACAUAAAAGAGUAAAAUAAAUUUGACAAAUGUGACAAUAUGAGUUGAAUAAAUUAGACCAGUAUGACAUUACAGAGUGAAAUAAAUGUGACCAGUGCGACAUUAUAAGCAUGUGCAUGUACUCACAACAAGAUUGAAUAAAUCUGGCAGAAAGAACUGCUCAUCAUUGCCAAAUAUGAAAUCUGGUGGCUCUUCAGGGUAACAACUGUUGAACAACACUUCCCCUAGAAGUAGAUAGAACAUGACAUUUGAAAUUAUUUUUUAACAAGAUGCUGAAUAAUAAUCAUUAUUUAGUACUAUAUUUUGG